Molecule: messenger RNA, 2031 nt
Organism: Daktulosphaira vitifoliae (grape phylloxera)
Lineage: Eukaryota; Metazoa; Arthropoda; Insecta; Hemiptera; Phylloxeridae
Exons: 2
Coding region: 56-1744 (562 amino acids)
Source: RefSeq, a predicted model, not a curated record
CUAAAUUACACUCUAAUAAAAAUAUUAUAUUCUUAUAAAUAUUUUAUACAUUAAAAUGAUUAAGAAAUUUAUUUUAUUUAUGUUAAUUAUUAUUUGGUAUUUGUCUAAAGCCUUAACAGUGUCAAGCCAUCAGACAAACAUCAGUGAAAAUUUUAAAGAUUAUAUUAUUAAAUCUUUAAGUCACAUUUGUAAACAAUCUGGAUGGAACGCACUGGGGCACAUACAAUUUCAAAAACGUGAUUACACAAUUAAUAAUUAUUGUAUAAUAAAAGACUCUGUGAAUGAUAAUAAUUAUUUAGAAAAACUCGAAUGCAUAAUUAAUAUAUUAAAUUGUGAAUACACUAUUGUCAUGGAAAAUUUUAAUGUAAUGUUAGGAAUGGUUUUGGAUAAAUGUCGAGCGGAAAAAAUAAAAAGUAACAUGAAACAAUUUGAAUAUUGUAUAAAAGGAAUAUUCGAUAUUUUUAAGAAUUUGAUAAAGAUAUUUUCAAAUUUUUUAAAUGCUGCAAAGUACAUUAACCAAAUAGAUUUAAGAAUAAUAAACUUAUCUUUAAGCAAUUCAAAAUGUAUCGAAAAUGAAAUUCAAUUGUUUUGCAGUCAUUUAUCUAAGGUUGUUGAACAAUAUGUUAAUUUUGUCCAAUUAAAAGACAUCUAUUUUUUAAAUAUUUUUGGACAAAUGAUGAAUUUUCACAAUAAUGUUAAACAAAUUAUAUUUUAUCUUUACAAGAUUAGAAAAGUUUGUGGUUCACAUUAUGAAAGUCUAAUUUCAACUAAUUUACUAACUGUAUAUAAUAUAGAACAAAUGGAUAAAUUAGUAGACGAUUCCAACGAUUAUGUCAAAAAUAUUUAUAAUGACCUGAGUACAUACUUAGCUGUAAUAUCUGAAAAUCAUUUUUCAAGUCUUGGAUUUGAACAACUCCUAGGAACUAAUACAUUCAAGUUUAAACAUUAUACAAGGAACGCAUAUAACACUAAUGAUGGUAUAAAUAUAAUUAAAACUUUAAUGUCUCAUGAUGGCUGGAAAUUUUGGAAACAUAUAGCUAUAAAACAUAAAAUGACUAAUUGUAAAAAAAAACAUUUUAACGAGUUAAUUGUUCCAGUAAAUUUAGAAAAUUAUAAACUCAUACGAGCUUGUACUACACAAAUUUUAAGGUGUCGAUAUAUUGAAAUAUUUGAAUACUUUAAUAAUAUGUUGAAUAGACUAAUAACAUUUUGUCAAUUUAACAAUAAAAAUAGCUGUGCAAUAACAAUUUUUAAUAUUAUACUAAAAUCUGAUGAAAUGUUUAAAAAUAUGCUGUUUGCUUUGAAAACACUAAGAUAUAUGGCAAUUCGUCACUUAAAACACAAUGCCUCAUCAUGUAUAGAGUUACAAAUAGAAUUUUUUCGAGAUUUUAUUUUUGACAUGAGAAGAAAAUAUCAAUCCUCAAGUGAAUUCGUUAGCCAAGAAUAUAAUUAUUAUGAAGCAACAGAAUUUCUCAAUGACAUAAGAAUAUUUACACAAAAAGAAUUAUCAAUUAAAAUAAUGGGUACAUUGCGUUAUUCUAAGACGUAUUGUGAAUUUGAAAGAUAUUCUGAUUUGUAUGAUUUUAUGAAAAUGAUUGAAAAAUUAAUCAACAUUGAUACUGAUUGCAUAUCUGAUUGCUUUAAUAAUUAUCAAGCCAUAAUUGAAAUUUUCAGUGAGUUUAUGGAGAAAAUUAAUAAAGAAAAUUAUAAGAAUUUAGGUUUUAAUAAAAUACCUAAACAAUAAUCUCAUUUUUUUUAAUUGUUUUAAAUAGUUUAUCAAAAUAUUUUCAUUUAUCUAUUACUUUUUAAAAUAAAUGAAUUGACUAAUUAUUAUUUUAUGAUUAAUUUAAAAUAUUUAAAUGACACAACAAACUUGUUAAAUUAUUGGAAUAUCCAAAAGUGUUGACUCUAAUAUAUAUUUUUAUUACAAAAUCUGAAUCUAUAAAUACAAGGCCGUAGCUGGAACAAAUUUUCGGGGGGGUUUUAACCAAAUUAUAUGUUUUUAAAUAAUUUAAAUACUAAUACAUAACA